AUGGUCACCGCCUACGACUACCCCGCCGCCGUCCACCUCGACGCCGCCGGCAUCGACAUCUGCCUCGUUGGGGAGUCCACGGCCACGACACCACUCUCCCCAUCUCCCUCGACGAGAUGCUCGUUCACUGCCGUGCCGUUGCCCGCGGCGCUACCCGCCCUCUGCUCGUUGGGGAUCUCUCGUUUGGCUCCUACGAGGCCUCCUCGUCUCAGGCAGGCGGUACAGGUUAGGGUUUUGAAAGAAGGCGGAAUGGAUGCAAUUAAGCUGGAAGGAGGAGCUCCGUCAAGGAUUACAGCGGCCAAGGCUAUUGUUGAGGCAGGGAUUGCUGUAAUGGGGCAUGUUGGCCUUACUCCGCAGGCUAUUAGUGUCCUUGGGGGGUUUAGACCUCAAGGGAGAACAGUUGCUAGUGCUGUUAAGGUUGUGGAGACUGCAAUGGCAUUGCAAGAAGCUGGGUGCUUUUCGGUUGUGUUGGAGUGUGUGCCUGCUCCGGUAGCAGCUGCAACUACUAAGGCCCUUCAAAUUCCGACCAUUGGAAUUGGUGCUGGCCCUUUUUGCAGUGGGCAGGUGCUUGUUUACCAUGACUUGUUGGGAAUGCUGCAGCAUCCUCAUCAUGCCAAGGUCACACCCAAAUUCUGUAAGCAAUUUGGGCAUGUAGGUGAUGUCAUCAACAAGGCUCUCUCCGAGUACAAACAUGAAGUGGAAAGCAAAUCAUUUCCUGGACCAAAUCACACUCCAUACAGAAUUAGUGCGACUGAUGUUGAUGGUUUUAUGAAAGAGCUAGAGACGAUGGGUUUGAGUGAGGCAGCUUCUGCGGUGCUUCUGCCGCUGAAGAUUUUGCAAGAGACGGAGGCCAUCAGUAGGCGUUCUUUUUUCCCCAGUGUGAAUGUGCCUACGAGAAACUGUGCUUGGUUUGAUGUUUCUUCACGAAAUAAUUAUAAAAGAGCUUCUCUGAUAAAUAAUUUGCUUGUGCAUCAUAAUUGAGAAUUUUCUGCUCAACAUAUAAGUUGAGAAACAUUAACUUACUAAUUGGCGUACUGUUAUGUACUGAUAUGUACGUUGAAAAGUAACCUUCCCUUGCCUAGUAACUAUGUUGUGUGGGUACAUCUAACAUGAAGCCUACUGAUACUGAUACUUCUUGGACA
Molecule: messenger RNA, 1142 nt
Organism: Asparagus officinalis (garden asparagus)
Lineage: Eukaryota; Viridiplantae; Streptophyta; Magnoliopsida; Asparagales; Asparagaceae
Product: 3-methyl-2-oxobutanoate hydroxymethyltransferase 1, mitochondrial-like
Exons: 5
Coding region: 1-981 (326 amino acids)
Biological process (GO): pantothenate biosynthetic process
Cellular component (GO): mitochondrion
Molecular function (GO): magnesium ion binding; 3-methyl-2-oxobutanoate hydroxymethyltransferase activity
Source: RefSeq, a predicted model, not a curated record